AUGUCUCAGCUCGAUGAUGAGGAUAUUGAAAAUUUACUGCAGCAAUCUGACCUAGAGGAUAUAGGUGAUGAUGAGGACGACACAUGGGCCCCGGAUGCUGAAAAUGACGGUUUAUCUGAUGAUUCUGAGGACGACAUGCCUCUGUCUUCACUGCCGAUUUCUCGUGAAUCUGAUGAUGGAAAAUGGAUUAAAAAGAAGUUCCGUGGUAGGCCUACCGCAGUCCAACAGCCUCCAGACCCAGGUGAGCCACCAAAAUCGCCAGCAGAGUAUUUUGAAAACUAUUUUACUGAGGAAUUAUUUGAACAGUUUUCGACUGCCACUUCACAGUACUAUAUAGCUGAAAAGGGGUGUGCAAUGAAGCCACAAUGCUCGCCAGCUGCUAGUAUUAAAGGUAUAAAAGAAUUAAAUAUACGAUACACUACGAUAGAAUGGCUGUCGUUUCGCGAAGUACACGUGCUUACAAUAAUAUUUACAAACAAGCCAAAAAAAAAUUGA
Messenger RNA from Parnassius apollo (apollo), 495 nucleotides. The record is from the annotation of a GenBank genome assembly. Lineage: Eukaryota; Metazoa; Arthropoda; Insecta; Lepidoptera; Papilionidae.